Molecule: messenger RNA, 1281 nt
Organism: Olea europaea var. sylvestris
Lineage: Eukaryota; Viridiplantae; Streptophyta; Magnoliopsida; Lamiales; Oleaceae
Product: 52 kDa repressor of the inhibitor of the protein kinase-like
Exons: 5
Coding region: 1-1281 (426 amino acids)
Source: RefSeq, a predicted model, not a curated record
AUGGCUUACCCUAAGUUGUUAUUGAAGAAAUUGGAAAUGCUUGAAGCCUUGUCGGCUUAUAUAAUUGCAGCCUGGUCGGCUUAUAUGAUUGCUUAUUGUAGGAUAAACAAUUGCACAGGCGCACGGGAUAGUAGCAAGAACUUCAAAAGUGACAAUGUGAAUGCGUUGAAUGAGGAAAAGGAUGAAAAAGUGAGUCAACCUACCGAUGUUAACGAAGUAGAUGAUAAGGAAGAGGAAUUGAUGAAGCUCGCCUCUAAUAAUGAAGAAGAUGAUAAGGAAGAAAAGGUAAUGCAAGAGCACCUUCGGCGGGCUAAAGCAAGAGAGAUUCAAUAUACGUAUAUUGGCAAAAAAAUUCAAAAUGAGUUGAUACAGUUGUUGACUAAUCAGGUGAGAAGUUUAAUUGUCAAGAAAGUUAAAGAUGCAAAAUAUUUCGUAGUUAUGCUUGAUUGUAUUCCAGAUGCAAGUCAGGAGGAGCAAAUGUUUUUAAUUGUACGAUUUGUAGAUGAUUCGACAAACUUACCUACAGUUCAAGAACAUUGGCUAGAAUUUUUGAAGGUAGAUGAUACAACAGGACUUGGACUUACAAUCGAGCUUCAAAAGGCUUUGAUAAAAAUUGAUUUCGAUAUUGAUGACAUUAGAGGGCAAGGGUAUCACAACGUAUCUAACAUGAGCAGGAAGUACAAAGCUGUAUCCUUCUUCGGAUUGAUACAACGCAUCUACACAUUGUUUUCCUCUUCUACCAAGCGAUGGAAAAUUUUCAAAGGUAAUGUACAAGGGUUGACAGUGAAGCCAUUGUCACAAACACGUUGGGAAAGUCAUGUUGAAAGUGUGAAGACUAUAAUGGAGCAAACUGCACAGAUAAGAGAUGCAUUACUUGAUUUAGCAGAAAGUAAUGAAGAUCCUAAAGUGAAGAGUGAAGCCGAGUCAUUAGCAACACAUGAACUUCAAAAUUUUGAGUUUUUGUUUGGCAUGAUAAUCUGGUACAGAUUGUUGCAUGCUAUUAAUAUUGUGAGUAAAUUUCUUCAAACCGAAUCCAUGGAUAUUGAUCAUGCUAUUGACCUCUUGCAAGGACUUAUUUCAUUUCUUGAAGAAUAUAGAGAAAUUGGAUUUGCUAUUGCCAAAGAUAAAGCGACAAAAAAGGCAAGCGAAAUGGGAAUUGAAGCUUAUCCUGUCAAACCAACGAAUCUCCUCAACUAUUUCACAUUACUGGGUUUGGGCCAUUGUUGUAUAGCACUCACCUUCCGAAGGCUGGCUGAUACUCUUCUUGCUAAUGUUAUGUAG